GUUAGCGACUUCCGCGUGCUUGUCGUCAAUUCAAAGACAGAAUUCCGAGAUUGUAUUGGAAACUGAUUGGGAAAUAUUUACAGCAGACGAUUAACGCGCACAACUGUGAACAAACUGGAUGGACGGACCGUGCUUAAACAGUCAAUAAAUCAUGGUCGUGAGACACAAACGGGAGGAAUAUUGGACUUAAGUCUUAUUGCUGGAAUUUUAUUGGCAGAUGCUAUCUCAAAUUACGGAGAAGUUACAAUAUGUGAAAUAUGCGUUGAGAUUUUUUUUUCAAAUAUUCAUACGAAACGAAGGACAAAAACUUUUCUGCCCUUAAGAAAAUGCUUGAAAUAAUUCAUGAAAUCUGGAAUUUUAUUUCGUGAGGGAUAUUAAUUUCUAGCGAACAGAAGGGUUCUCAGUAUUCAAAACGAGAAAAUAAAAAUAGUAAUCAUAAUAAUAAUAAUAAUAAUAAAAGUGAAAUAGAAAAAAAGAGAGCAUUUAUACUUUAGCGGAGAAAUUAAGAAAAAGUUUCCGUGAUAAAUUGUUUGAGUAGUGGGAUAGAGGUCACAAAAAUAUGACUUUUUUAGAUGCGUCGACAAGCAAGGUGAAAAAAGUAAAAGAGUAUGUGGCAAGUUGUCGAGGUUCCCGGAAGUUGAUCCUAUUUAUAGUUUUUAUAGCGAUAUUUCUAGAUAAUAUGCUGCUUACAACUGUAGUGCCUAUAGUACCGAACUUUAUCCUUAAGUUGGAACAACAGUCUGAACCUAAACGCAAUGUCACGGAAAUAGACAUAGUUUGUGAAGAUAGAACUAUUCUCAAUGACGAUCAAGUCAUUGGCUUUAAUAUUAGUGAUAUACAAUUUACUACCAAAAAUCCCAAAGAAUGUAAAAGUGAAAGAAACGAAACUGCCGAAAAGAUACUUAAAAAGGAAGCGAAGGAAGAGGAAUACGCGGAAUAUGGGGACGCCAACGUUAAAGCAGGUAUCAUGUUCGGAUCUAAAGCCCUUGUACAGAUGCUGUUCAAUCCAUUUGUUGGACCCAUUACGAACAGGAUCGGCUAUACUAUACCGAUGUUUACCGGCUUCGUUAUAAUGAUGACAUCAACAGUAAUAUUUGCUUUUGGAGAAACCUAUGCAGUUUUAUUUGUUGCCAGAGCAUUCCAGGGCAUUGGCUCCGCUUGCUCAAGUGUUGCAGGAAUGGGGAUGUUAGCUUGCCGGUAUACCGACGACGACGAGAGAGGGCGGGCAAUGGGUAUCGCCCUAGGUGGACUUGCCCUCGGUGUACUCAUUGGUCCGCCGUUCGGUGGAGUGAUGUACCAGUUUGCCGGCAAAGAGGCGCCGUUUCUUAUCCUUGCUGCUUUGGCCCUCUUUGACGGAGCAUUACAAAUGUUUGUACUACAGCCGACCGUCCAGCCGGAAUCCCAGGAGGGAACAUCCUACAUUACUCUACUUAAAGAUCCAUAUAUACUGAUAGCAGCAGGUUCUAUAACUUUUGCGAACAUGGGAAUUGCCAUGAUGGAACCAUCUUUACCCAUAUGGAUGAAUAAAGUGAUGGGCGCCGAAGAAUGGGAGCAAGGUUUAGCUUUCCUUCCAGCCAGCAUAUCGUACUUGUUGGGUACUAAUAUAUUUGGGCCUGUAGCUUCCAAAAUAGGACGCUGGUUAUCAACUAUGCUUGGAAUGAUAGUUAUAUCAAUAUGUCUAUUUGCGACACCAUUCUGCAGAACUACUGCACUUUUAAUUGCUCCCAUGUUUGGACUGGGGUUUUCAAUAGGUAUGGUCGACGCAUCAAUGAUGCCACAUAUGGGUUACCUUGUAGAUUUACGUCACGUGUCCGUGUACGGGAAUGUGUAUGCUAUAGCUGAUAUAGCUUUUGCCAUGGGGUUUGCAGUAGGGCCUAUGAUGAGUGGUACGAUAGUAAAAGCAAUUGGAUUUAGUUGGAUGUUGUGGAUCAUAGCAAUUGCAAGUUUUAUCUACACCCCACUUAUAGUGCUAUUGAGGAAUCCGCCUGGAAAGGAAGAAAAAAUGUCGCUGAUCAUGAAUGAACAGUGUCCGGUGCAGUACGUGACAUAUAACCAAACACAGACCAGUAAUCUGGUUUCAGAGGACGAGGACGGCUACUACAAAUAACAUUAGAUAUUUUCCGUGCCAGAACGUAAACGAACAUAAGAUUGGCAUGCCAAUUUUCCACGUGCAAUUGUUAUAUAAUGAAUAUAUAAAUAUAAUGACAUGUG
Ruditapes philippinarum (Manila clam) is the source of this 2211-nucleotide messenger RNA. RefSeq names its product synaptic vesicular amine transporter-like. Gene Ontology annotation, cellular component: synaptic vesicle membrane; terminal bouton. Gene Ontology annotation, biological process: aminergic neurotransmitter loading into synaptic vesicle; transmembrane transport; xenobiotic transport. Gene Ontology annotation, molecular function: xenobiotic transmembrane transporter activity; serotonin:sodium:chloride symporter activity. Bases 560 to 2107 code for a protein of 515 amino acids. Lineage: Eukaryota; Metazoa; Mollusca; Bivalvia; Venerida; Veneridae. The record is from RefSeq and is a predicted model, not a curated record. The transcript has 15 exons.